Colletotrichum phormii is the source of this 1929-nucleotide messenger RNA. Its product is annotated as riboflavin transporter MCH5. Gene Ontology annotation, cellular component: membrane. The transcript is spliced from 4 exons. Gene Ontology annotation, molecular function: transmembrane transporter activity. The record is from RefSeq and is a predicted model, not a curated record. Gene Ontology annotation, biological process: transmembrane transport. Lineage: Eukaryota; Fungi; Ascomycota; Sordariomycetes; Glomerellales; Glomerellaceae. The coding region runs from base 1 to 1560 and encodes 519 amino acids.
AUGUCUAACACAAGGACCAGUGGACCGGCGGGGUCAAACAACAACGAGAAGACGCUUGAAGGGGGUGACCUCGAGAAUAAUGGCGUCAAGAGUGAGUUACAGUUGGAAUCGACCGAAUCCGACAGCCGGAGGAAUUCUGCCACGUACAACACUUAUCGUCAGGACGCCGUGACCGGCUUGCCGAAUCAGUCGGCUAGUCGAGUCGAUCGUGUUGUGAGUCGUAUUGCAAGCAGAGUAACUUCGCGUUCUACCAUUGCACCUGGGCCACCACCCGAUGGCGGCUUGAGGGCUUGGUUAUGUGUCUUUGGCACCUUCCUCGUCGUUAUGAAUACAUGGGGCAUGAUCAACUCAUUUGGCGCUUUCCAGAGCUACUACAUUACACAACUCAACCGCAGCCCCUCGGACAUAUCCUGGAUCGGAUCCAUAGAUAUAUUUUUCCUCUUCUUCAUCGGCACCUUCACCGGCCGCCUCACAGAUGCGGGCUACUUCCGGUCCGUAGCGACAGUCGGCUCCGUCCUCGUCGUCGCCGGAACCCUGUCGGCGUCAGCAUGUACACAAUAUUGGCAGCUUCUGCUAGCUCAGGGGGUCUGCGUCGGCCUGGGAAACGGAUGCCUGUUCUGUCCCGCUGUUGCCCUCGUCUCGACGUACUUUGCCAAGCGACGCUCCUUUGCCAUUGGAAUCACGGCGUGCGGGAGCGGUGCGGGAGGCGUGAUCUUUCCUAUCGUUAUUCGGGAGAUGCUGCCGCGGGCCGGAUUCGGCUGGACGAUGAGGACGCUCGGGUUCAUCCAGGCCGCCGCGCUUGUCACCGCCCUCUUUUGCCUCAAGCCGCGGGUGCCGCCUCGUAAGACGGGGAGCUUUGUGGAGUUGGCGGCCUUCAAGGACUUGGACUAUUCGUUCUAUGCCGCAGGGGCAUCUUUGGUACGCGGAUCUCCCAUAACCUUUUCUCUCUUCUUGGCUUCCACAUCUCCCCUGCACCCUGAGUGUGUACUUACCUCUUCUGAAUUGCAGUUCUUCUGGGCGUCGUACAUUGUCUUCUUCUUCCUCGCUGCAUACGCACGCGACCUCCAGGGCGUCUCCUACGAUCAAUCCCUCGACCUCCUCAUGAUCACAAACGGCGUCGGCAUCGUCGGCCGCCUGCUCCUGAACCACCUCGCAGACCACGUCGGUAAUCUGACAAUGUUCGUCCCCACUAUCGGCGCCGCUGCGCUCCUGGCGUACUGCUGGGCGCCCAUCGCCUCACGGGCGGGUCUUUAUGUCUGGGCUGCGCUGUGCGGCAUCGCCCUCGGCGGCAUCCAGGCGCUCUUUCCCUCUGCGCUGGCGUCGCUGACGGCGGAUCCGCAGGAGCAGGGGGCGCGCAUCGGUAUGGUGUUCACGAUUGUGAGCGUAAGCGUGUUGACGGGGCCGCCGAUUGGCGGGGCGCUGAUUUCUGCGAUGGGGGGCCGGUAUCUGGGUGCGCAGAUGUUUGCGGGGAGUAGUUUGACCCUGGGGAUGGUGUUUAUAUUCUUAGCAAGGGAGGCGAAGCGGAAGAGGAUGGGAGAGUCGUUUUGGGCAAAGGUCUAGUACGAUAUUGUCCAUCUAUUCUCCAUCUAGAGCUAGAGCUCGAACUAUCAAGCUUCUUGGAUAUGUGUCUCGUCUCUUCUUUCGCUAGUGUCAGUGUCAGAAGCAAUGGAGACUUGGUGCGAUGCCAAUAUCAUGCCUUUAGGCAUUGCCCUGUCUGAGAUCAACUAAAGAGACACAUCGAAGACGGCCGGCGAUGAACAAUGAUGGUUGGGAGUGGGCGUCAAUGCUCCCAAAGACGGUAUGCUGGCGGCCUGUUGAAAUUCAAGUACGGGACCUCUGACCAUAGUAUUGAAGCUGCUAGGAUGGCAAGUCUCAAUGAUGUGAUGUGUUCUACUGGCACCACAGCUGAGAGCCAGUAUCGUAGAAACG